Molecule: messenger RNA, 5749 nt
Organism: Photinus pyralis (common eastern firefly)
Lineage: Eukaryota; Metazoa; Arthropoda; Insecta; Coleoptera; Lampyridae
Gene: Smr
Product: nuclear receptor corepressor 1
Exons: 6
Coding region: 236-4924 (1562 amino acids)
Biological process (GO): regulation of transcription by RNA polymerase II
Source: RefSeq, a predicted model, not a curated record
GCCUAACCACUCCCAGCAGUCAGAUUUGUACAAGCCGUCGAGAUCACCUUUAACAAAUGCAGCUCGUUACCCCUAUCCCGUUUCGCCGCAACUCCAGACGACGGUCACGCAGGUAUCGAACCAGCGAUACAAUGUCCCUCCGACGCCGUCGUUUCCGCCCGGAGGAUACAGGGAUUACCGCCAGCCUCGGAUCUCGCUUCUUCACCCCGAGUACAGCACGAGGGCGAGGGAGCAAAUGCAGGGCGGCGGAUCUCUCAUGCACCACAUGGACUCGAUGUCCAAUCAGGGCCAGCAGCCCUUCAAAAAGAUGCGUCUACAAGAUCAGAAGGAUAUGCAACCGCUGCGCAUAGACACGAGGGAACAGUCGGGCGCCUACAAUCCGCAAGUCGAGGCGAUUUCGCCGACGUUUCCCGACCACGUACAGCAGGAGGAUCAGGCGUUUCGCAGCACGAAGGACGAGCUGCUCCAGCAGAUUGGCAAGGUCGACCGUGAGAUAGCGAAGGCGGAAGCGCAGAUCAGCAUAUUGAAGAAGAAGCAGCAGGAACUGGAGGAGCUCGCCUUAAAACCAUCGCAAAAGCAGGAGCCGCAGGAGGACACGCAACCGAAGCACCAGAGCCUCGCGCAGAAGAUCUACGCGGAGAACAGGAAGCGCGCGCAGAACGCCCACGCGAAACUAGAACCCCUAGGUCCGAAAUUAGAAUUUCCUUUAUACAAUCAGCCCUCCGACUCGUCGAUGUACCAGGAGAACUGGCGGAAGCACGUCUCGUUCAAAAAACGCUUAUUAGAAUAUUUUAAGAAGAGGCACACGGAGAAGGAGUCGAGAAAUUCGUACCUGACCGAGACCUACAGCAAACUAAUGCAGGAGUGGCUGAGGAAGGUCGAUAAGAUCGAGUCCGGUGUUAAGAGGAAAGCGAAGGAGGCGAAGAAUAGGGAUUUCUUCGAGAAGGUUUUCCCGGAACUUAGGAAGCAGCGCGAGGACAAGGAAAGUGUCAACUUUUCCUACAGGUUCAAUCGGGUGGGGGCGCGCAUCAAGUCCGAAGCCGAUCUGGAAGAGAUCAUGGACAAUUUGCAGGAGCAAGCGCUCGAGGACAAGAAGAUGCGAAGUUACGCCGUGAUUCCGCCGCUGCUGUUGGACGCGAGGGAGCGCAAGAUAACCUACAAGAACAACAACGGACACAUAGUGGAUAUGGAGGUGGAGUAUAAAAGCAGGCAGUUUUUAAAUGUAUGGACGCCAAGUGAGAAAGAAAUUUUUAAAGAGAAAUAUUUACAACAUCCGAAAAAUUUCGGUGUAAUAGCCUCGUAUUUAGAUAGAAAAUCGGUAGCGGACUGUGUCCAAUAUUAUUAUUUAAGUAAAAAGACGGAAAAUUUUAAACAGUUGUUAAGAAAGUCGAGACAACGGACGCGAUCGUCUAGGAAUAACACGCAAAAGGUUAAUAAUAGUGCGAGUACGUCCGUUGUCGAUAUCUUAACGACCGGUGUAACUACAAGACUGCAAAGGGAGCAACAGAAGACGACCGUACAGCAGAACAGGGACGUUUUAGACUCUCUCCCGUGCGCGGCGCCCGCGAUUACAACUCCGACGACCACGACCACCGAGCCGGGUAGCCCGCCGGCGGUCGUCUCGUCGAGCAUGUCACCUCCUCUGGUCUCGUCGAGUACGACUCCCACACUAGUGACGGUAACGACAACUACGUCAUCCAAUCUCAAUGUGAGUACGGCUGUGAAUGUACCUGGUACGACGACGUCCCCCAAACCGCCCGACACCGCGCCGGCCAGUGGCGACACCCCGAAACCGUUUAGUGACUUUAACUUAUUCGAGGACGCCAAAAAGGCGCCCAGCGAGCCGGCCGACGGCAACGUCGAGGCGCCAACGCCGCCGGUACAGGGAAUCAUUAGUAUUAAAAAGGAGAUCGAGCUGCUCGAGGAGAACAACAUUAGUGAUCAUAGUUUAACGUCGACGGAAACGAAAAAGAAAAAGGAGAGGAGAAAAGAUAAGGAGAAUGUCGCGACCGAGUCGAGCGAGGACGAAACUUUGGACGCGCAAGAUAAAUCCGUUCAGGGUCAAUGUUUGGUGUGCGCGUCCCAGUUGGGCCCUCAGCUUCAGUCGAGACCUUUGAUGCCGAGCCACGCGUCGUUGUACGGUCUUCGGGAGGAUCAGGUACCGUCGAGUGCGCGCGUUUGCAACAUGUGCCGGUGUAAGUGCGUAAGGUCCCGCUAUACCCACUGCCCGUUACCCAACUGCCCCAACUCGAGGGGGCGAAUCAAACGGUUAAGAUCGUUUCCUCAGCGACUAAUGGAGCUUCCAUCCGAUGUCAGAGAUCCGAUCCUCGCCGAGUUCCACGUGCCGAGCGGCGUUAGCAAGUGCUGUUCGGCCUGCUUUAGCCGAUUUCAACGACGUUUGGGACCGGUGGAGGAGUGGCCGGAGGAGGAGGUUGGGCAGUUGCGAAACGUCUUGACCGAGGUCGGUGCGAACUGGCAGCUAAUAGGGGAGAGAUUGAGCAAACCGCCUCAGCAAGUUCGAAAUUUUUACGCCGCCAAUCGAAAACGCUUAAAUUUGGAGAUGUGUCUGGGCGACCGAAAGCCCACGCUAACCGACGAGGAGGAGAGCGGCAGCAGCACGAGCAGCUGCGAGGAGGCGAUGCAGGAUCACAACUCGUCGGACACGGCGAGCGCCGGAAGUCCCCCGACGAUCACCGAGCAGAUCCCGCAGCAUCCCAUCAAAAAGGAGGACUACGAUUCGUCGGCGACGGAAACCGCCGACGAAGGUCAGACCCCCGAUCACUACCAGAGCUCCGCGACCAUCACCGUCAUCAACAACGACGGCCAGCCGAGGCAGAACAGCUCGCCGCUCACCGUCAAGGAUCUCAUGCUGAACGUGAUCGAAUUCUCGCUCAUGAAGGACGCCGGCUCGCAGCAGCAACCGCAUCCGCCGACCAGCGGCAUGACGCCCACGAUCUCCUCGAUCCUCAACAACGACUCGAACGAAGUCACGAUCGUCAGCGAGUACAAUUUGAACAACAUGCAGCCGCCGAGAGGUGGACGAAACGAGAUAUCGAUUACGAAACUGGUAACACCGCUGAUUGCCGCCACGAUUACUCCAGUACCUGCGCCGGGACAAGUUCCACAGCCUCCUCCUCAGCAAGAGCAUUCCAAUCGGAAAUGUUUCAGAGACGAUUUGGUUGUAUUUCAAGUACAAGACAAUCGCGAACCCGAGACUUUAGAUUUGAGCAUUAAGAAACCGCGCGAGCUUCCCCCGCCGAGCCACGCGAAGUUGAGCCAAGCUCAAAUUCAUCGGUCGGACGCUUACGUGGGCUACCACCAGGAGCGGAAAAGUCCCGCCGUGUACGUCUCGACAAUUCCGCGGGUGCAGCCGAAAUUGCCGAGUCCGAAGCUCGCGAAUCCGAAGGCGGGUUCGAUCACGCUCGGCACGCCCAUCAUUAGCCAGCCGCGGUACGAGGGGCUGCUGCGUCAGAUGACGCCCGAACCGAAGAUGGGUUCCAUCACGCAGGGUACCCCCAUCCACGUUCCUCACAUGCAAGACAAGAGAAUGUACGACUAUUAUAAUAAACGACCGCCGAUUCCUCACAACGUUCCGCCCCAAGCCGCAAACUACCAACCCCAAUAUCGACAACCGGCUUACUCGGUGGAGCAACAGCUAAGCUCACGCCAGAUAAUUAUGAACGAUUACAUAACCUCGCAGCAAAUGCUAGGGCGACGCAAUGAAAAACCGCAGUACUACGCGACGUCGAGCCCCCACCGAACUCCGCCCCCGCCACAGCAAGCGCAGCAACGCCAAGGCGUGAUUCAGCGCCAUACCCGACCGCACUAUCCCCCGGGUCACGAAGCGCUCAGCUCUUUGGUUGACGUCGCAGUCCAACAGCCCAACCUACCCGUUCCCAACUCGCCUCACGAGGGUCUGGGAAAAACAAUGGCCGACAAUUUACUCGAGCAACCUCACCGCUUCCAAAUGAUACAGCAUCAGCAGCAACUGAGACAACAGCAACGCCUGGAAGCCGAACGACGUGCCUACCACCAGCAACAGCAGCAGCAGCAGCAGCAACAACAGCAGCAAAUUCGACAUCAGCAGGCUUCGUCUCGAGGCGACUCCUCCACAUUAACAGCGGCCAGUCUAAUCGACGCGAUUAUAACGCACCAGAUCAAUCAAGUCGCCGAAGGCGGACGGGAGGUGGUCUCGAACAACCGAGAGCCGCCGCGACCGGGCGACCGCCUAUUCCAGAGCUUUCACCGGGACCCGCCCCCGCCCCAGCCCGACAACAACGGCGAGCGCUCGCCGUCCGUGAUCAGCGUCGACCUCGAAAACGAGACGACCACCAAAACCCUCACGAUCAAGGAGCUCGCCGAGUCGGUGAUAAGUCACGACUUUAACACGCGACAGGCCGGCUACUACCAUCACGCCGACAACAUCAACGAGCAGUGGAAGAGGCGCAUGCAGCAACAGCAGCAGCAGAAGGAGGAGUCGAAGCGUUCGGCGACGCCGCAGCAGGACGAACGGCAGAUCAUCCGAAUAGCGCAGCAGCAGAAGUACCACGUCGAACCCGUCUCGCCGCCCGAGACGAACCACUGGUCCGAGCAGAACUUCAGACGGUACCAGCAGCCCCAGUCGCAUAUCUCCGCAUUGGACUACGUUAAAAAUCGCAUCGUCGAGGUUAUGCGCACCGAGGACGACAAGAAGGAGUCGCAGGAUCCUCACCACGGGCAGGACAAGGAGAGGAACGACAGUCCCGGCGAUAUGGUCAUAGACGAGGAGAAGCACGAGGAAUUCGUCGGCGGUCAGCCGGCCGGCGGUUUCGCGUACCCUUACGUCGCACACAAAACGGACAACACUGCCAACGAUAACUCUCGAAAUACCGAACCCAAACCGCUGCUGUCGGCGCAGUACGAGCCGUUAUCGGACGAAGAUUAAAUCGACUGUGGCUCGAGCAAUGUAAAUAAUUUGUCUAAGUGAUAUUUUUUAAGGUUAGGUUUAAAUGCAAAUUCGGCUUGUGAGAUUUUUCCGACAGUUCGCGACACGUCCCCUACACCAGUGAUUUUCCACGUUGUCCGGCGAUUACUACUUAAAACUGUCCACGCUCACCGCAAGCGCUAAGCUGGAUUAAGUAGCGUCCAUUUAGUUAUUUUAAUUACAUUGUAGAUACAAAAUAUUUUAACUGUAGGUAUUGACUAAUUGUAAAUACAACUGUAAUCUGUAUAUUUAUGAGUCGGAUAUAGGUUAGGUAGAUAUCUACGAUUUUUAAAUAUUUGCGAAGGAAUUCCAUCUCUUCGGAAAUGUUGCAUGUGUAUAAAUUGUCCAACUUUUGCAUUUCCAAAGGCAAAUUUUUUACAAUUUCUCCUUUUAUUUUUUAUUACGUUUACCGACAUUUUAUCUUUGGGUACGUAACGUGAGGGCGCUCUCGGAUUACGGUACGUAUCGCCGAAUAUGCGAAUUAUUUUAUUGGAAAUGUAAAUGAACGUAAAAAAAACAUAAUUAAUUAAUGAAAUUAUAGCUGUAAGGGAUAUUGUACAUAAACUGUGAAUUUUUUAUUUACGUUUCAGUAUACUGUCUUUACAAUCUACGCUUGCAUCUCGGGUACGUACUAUUUACGUUCCAUGAUGACUGAACUAAUUGUACACUGUAAAAAAGAAAAUGCUUCCAAAAUCAUGUGUGUACACUGUCGAUUUUUUUAGUUUAUAACUUUCAACUAAGGACCUGUUAUUUUGUUGAAAUAAAUGAAUAUCAGUUGGAUCUUGA